AUGAAAUUCGCUAUAUUGGCCUUUCUCGCCUUUUGGUCUGCCAAACUCGCUGCCGCUGAAAACGCAUUCAAUGGUACAGUUAAUUUGAAAGAGCUCGGUUUUGUCGAUUGGAAAGCAGGCACAGACAAAACCAAGUGCCCUCUUAAACUUCCAGACGGAGUUUUCUUGCACAGGACGGUUGAUCACAAGGGUUUCCACCUAACCUGGGUUAAGCCAGUCCAUGCUUUGGUAAAAAAACUCGUCUGCGAAAAUCACGUUGUAUGGGAGGGAGCUGCUGGAGAAUUGCUUUUGGACUUCCACUUCUUCGGAAAGGUUGAUGGUAAAAUGUAUGUUCACCUUGAGCACCUCACAGCACUUGGUGGUGUUGCACAUGGUUUCCUUCUAUUCGAAGGAGCUGCAGCUGGAAAGGUCUUGGGUCUCGUACCUUUUGUUCGCGCCGUGGUUGAUUUGCUGGGCAAGGACUUCUUAAGUGUAAAACUCCCAGAAGCCGAAUUUUUACAUCAUCUAGCACAUCAUGUGAAAUCAUUGCCUGCAGCACCAGCAGAAUAA
This is a messenger RNA of Theileria orientalis strain Shintoku, 549 nucleotides long. RefSeq lists its product as hypothetical. The transcript has a single exon. The coding region runs from base 1 to 549 and encodes 182 amino acids. The record is from RefSeq and is a predicted model, not a curated record. NCBI's taxonomy places the organism in Eukaryota, Apicomplexa, Aconoidasida, Piroplasmida, Theileriidae.